Molecule: messenger RNA, 2693 nt
Organism: Pseudo-nitzschia multistriata
Lineage: Eukaryota; Bacillariophyta; Bacillariophyceae; Bacillariales; Bacillariaceae
Source: the annotation of a GenBank genome assembly
CCAAAACGAAAUUGUUCAGCAGAAUACUGUGAAGAAGUUAGAACAAAUUGAGCAUUAAAAUACUAGCUGCUACCUCGAUAACAAGUUUAAGUUAAACCAAGUCGGUGUCCUUCGGUCACGCGCCGUCCGCAAAGGAACGCACUUAUAGCAGCAACUACACAGAGCGCCAUUUUAGUCUUUACGUAAUUAUAACCAUCAAUGUGAGCAUGAAUACAAACGGAGAAGCUUUGAAAAGGCUAAUUUUGAACCCGAAAUAUACGAAGAAAAGAAUUCAGUUAGAUGAUGGUCGGAUACUUUCAUACUCGGAAUGUGGUAAUCUGGAGUCGGGAAUGCCCGUCUUGUUCUGUUUGGGACUUAUGACGUCCAGUUUGGCAAUUAUGUUUACUCAUCAUAGAGCUUUACGGAACAAUCUGCGACUGAUUUCAAUCGACUAUCCCGGAAUCGGCGAAUCUACAUUUCAGGAAGAUAGAACGUUGGGAGGAUGGGCUGAUGAUGUGUCGCAAGUUCUAGAUCAGUUGGGGAUAAGGAAAAUCAGACUUCUCGGCCACUCACUUGGCGGACUUCAUGUUCUAGCAUUGCUUUCCCAUAGAAGCUUCAAGAAGAGAGUUCUCAGAACUGUACUAUUGUGUCCAUGGCUCUAUAUUGAAGGUGAAUCAUCAAAUCCUCCUUGGAUGAAAUUUACACACACUUUACCAGCUAUCUUCCAGUCGACAAUCAUACCCUUUGUAUUGACAGGCUUGUCGUCCAGCUCGAUGAAGUUACUUACGUAUGCAAACCCAGAACUAGGAGAGGUUCAAGCACUAAAGCUUGUCAUGGAUUACACUUGCUUACAAGGUCAAGCUGGUAACGAACAAAUGGUUCGGCUAGCUCUUUCAAAAUACGAAACCUACCUUCCGGAAGAAAGUGGCCUACAGUCGCCUAUUAUCAUUUUUCAUGGCGAAAACGAUAGCUUGGUACCCGAGGAGAGAAUUCUUGAAUUAGUCGAAGCAUUAAAAUUACGGAAUUGUGAUGUAAAAUAUACAUCUGUUGCGGGUGGAGAUCACAAUAACAUUUUGUCAAAGACAGAGAACCUCAUCAAUGUAAUGGCGUGUCUCGUUGGUGAUUCAGAUUCAUGGGCAUUCGAAAUCGCCAAGUCAUUAGGUGUCAACCGAAUUCAAUCUAUGCCAAAACCCAAAACGCCUACAGCAUGCCCAAUCGAUGCCAUGAUACGGCGAAAGUGUAGAUCGUUGAAUAAUAAGAAAUAGAAGAUAAAUACAGGUACAGCAAAUCUGACUGAAAGGAAAGAGGUCAGCCAAUUAGUUGAUUCAAACAUGUAAUAUUAUCUCUCUUCGGAAAUGACUAGUGCUAAACAAAUUUGUACAUCACAAAAUAAAUUUCAAAUGUUUAUCGUUCAUACUUAAUUUGCCUUGCGAAUAAGUCAAAUGCUUAUCGUUCGUACUAAAUUUACCCUGCGAAUAACAGAUGAUGUAAACCGAAGAUUAAUUACACAUCAAUCCCCAAGAUUAUGUCACGUCAUGCUUCAGUCGUUCGAUACCACACCUAGAAACGUGAAGCAAAAUCAAGAUAUUUCGAACAAAAGUUUUGCACCACCGUUUUAUGGAACGACACAAAAACUUUCCCUAAUCAUAAUGUGGUCGAUUGUGCAUGUGCCUGGGUUGUUGGCCAGGAUGACCUUGCUGGAGCCGCAAGUUGCUUUCGGCUACUUUCAGGACACCGUAGACACCACCCGCAGCGGUUCCAUACAUGGCAAGCAAGAAAGUCGCCACAAAAGAAAACGCUGCACAGGCAGCAGAAAUGAAAAACAAAACCGCUACUAUUGGAUUUGGCUGGUACGAUCGAACGAUCGACCAAAGACCGAUCACAAAUGUGAAAAGGGCAAUGAUUAGUCCCAUCGAAAAGUUCAUGAGAACUUGCUGAUAAGAACCAAACCAAUAGAAUCAAUAAUGGUUGCAAACAGUUUAGUGAGUUUCAAUUGUGAACGUGUUUCCAUGGCAUCCAGUGAAACAUCGGCACGGCGUAUAACACCAACGAAUGGAACUCACCAUCAGUACCUUCAAUCCGUAUUCUAUCAUACUCUCGUCCCGGCCCAUCGAUCGCAUUCCCAUAAACAUGGCAUCCCACAUUGAUUGACGCUUGGCAAACUGCUUGCCGGCAGAGAAAUAUGACCAAAAAGAAUCCUGAACUUCUCCUACUCCAACUUCGGAAAACAGACCGGCUACUGCCUUAGCAUCCGACAUUCUUUGAUUUCCCUCCGCUCGAAUAAUGUCCAAGCGAUAUUUCGCAUCUUCCAUUUUUCGCUUGUUGCGCUGGCAUAAACCGUCGCAAGAAAACCAUCCUUUUGUUGCUUUGUACGCUUGAUUGGCCCUCCAGAAGUCAGACGAAGCAUCGUAUUCGGCAUCCACGUCAAUGGUGUUCAUGAUGUUGUUGUAUUCACGUCGCUGGUCGUAGUUUAGCUUAGUUCCACUUCCGACUAGAAGGAUGACCACAAUACCCAAUAGGUAACCCCCAGUGACCACUUUGUGGCGCCGAGCGAAAGCCGAUGCUCCUCUGAGUACCAUUUGCCCUACAUCACCAGGUUCAGGGAGAACGAUUUGACGCCCCUGCAUGCCUCCACCUCGUUGAUGAGCUUGUUGUCUUCCGUACAUUUUCCGAUAAUAGUUUCACUGUAUCAAGAAUAAAAAUGGCUAGCUAUG